Ilex paraguariensis (yerba mate) is the source of this 2020-nucleotide messenger RNA. Lineage: Eukaryota; Viridiplantae; Streptophyta; Magnoliopsida; Aquifoliales; Aquifoliaceae. The record is from the annotation of a GenBank genome assembly.
UGCAAAGAAAGGUUACUGUGAUAGUGUGUGGUUUAUAACUCCCAACACUUGCUGUCAAAGGUCAAUAUUUACCCAAGGGCAAGAGCCACCGUAGAAAAGAUAGAAUGGAGUAUUCUCGAGAUGGUGGCCUCGACCAACCCAUAUUACAGGCCAACCCGGAGGAGCCAAACUCCGACCUCGAGGACGUACUAUCCGACACAAAUUUAUCGCACUUCCAGCGUCUCCGGCGAGCUGGGAUCCUAGAACUAAAUACACUCUUCCGACUUGCAGGUCCGGCAGUUAUUGUUUACUUGCUCAACAAUGUUACCUCCAUGUCCACCCAGAUCUUCUGUGGCCAUCUCGGCAAUCUUGAACUUGCUGCUUCAGCUCUUGGCAACAAUGGUGUCCAACUUUUUGCCUAUGGUGUCAUGCUUGGAAUGGGAAGUGCAGUUGAGACCUUGUGUGGCCAAGCAUAUGGAGCACAGAAAUAUGAAAUGCUAGGCAUAUAUCUUCAAAGAUCAACAAUCCUCCUCAUGACAACUGGGUUAAUCCUUAUGAUCCUCUACAUAUUCUCCAAGCCCUUCAUGAUCUUACUAGGCCAAUCACCCUCAAUAGCCUCGGCCGCAGCAUUGUUCACCUAUGGUCUCAUCCCACAAAUAUUUGCAUAUGCAGCCAAUUUCCCAAUCCAAAAAUUCCUUCAAGCACAGAGUAUUGUGAAUCCUAGUGCCUAUAUUUCAGCAGCCACAUUGGCUGUACAUAUUUUACUGACAUGGCUAGUGUUGUUCAAAUUUGGGUGGGGAUUAUUGGGUGCUGCAAUGGUAUUGAGCUUUUCAUGGUGGAUCAUAGUGGUGGCUCAAUUUGUGUACAUUUUGGUUAGUGAGCGAUGCAAGCAUACUUGGAGGGGAUUUAGUGUGCUUGCAUUUUCUGGACUAUGGGAUUUCUUGAAAUUAUCGACUGCAUCAGCUGUGAUGUUGUGUCUUGAGACUUGGUAUUUUCAAAUUUUGAUUCUGAUUGCUGGGUUGCUUCCAAAUCCUGAAGUGACACUAGACUCUAUCUCGAUUUGCCAGACAAUACUGGGAUGGGUGUUCAUGAUAGCUGUUGGGUUCAAUGCAGCGGCAAGUGUACGGAUCAGCAAUGAGCUUGGUGCGGGGCAUCCCAAAUCAGCUGCAUUUGCCGUUGUGAUAGUGACUUUGAGCUCUUUCAUUAUUGCAAUGAUUUGCGCCGUUGCUGUGCUUGCCUUGCGCCAUGUCAUGAGCUACGCUUUCACCGAAGGUGCAAUUGUUGCCGAGGCAGUCUCGGAACUAACCCCCCUCUUGGCCAUCUCUAUAGUGCUAAAUGGGAUUCAACCUGUUUUGUCUGGAGUGGCUGUUGGGUGUGGAUGGCAAGCAUUUGUUGCAUACGUGAACGUUGGAUGCUAUUAUGUAGUUGGUAUUCCAUUGGGUUCUCUUCUUGGAUUUAAAUUCAACCUCGGUGCUAAGGGAAUAUGGUCCGGGAUGUUAGGAGGCACAAUUAUGCAGACCAUAAUCUUACUGUGGGUCACUUUUCGAACAAACUGGGAUAAAGAGGUGGAGAAUGCUAAGGAACGGUUGCAGAAUUGGGAAAAGAAAAAAAAUGAGUCUCUUUUGAAUGAGUGAAAGACAGUGUUUGCAUAGUUAGCUACUCAGUUACCCCUUAAACAACCUGAUGAAGCCAUGGUCAAUCUCAGCUCUUCUAAUGACUUUCUCUUUUAGGAAGCACAACACCCAUCAGUUUUUCACCCCACAGGCGGUCCCGGUCACUCGGAAAAUAAAUGUGCCAUCCAUCCUGAGUUAGAACUUAUUUGUUUUUUUAAUUCCAAAUUACAUAUGCCAAAGAGUGACUGUGUUUGAGGAGCACCGCAGAGUGUUAUUACAAAAUCCACAAUAUGUCAAAGAGCAUAUAAAUUUGUUUAUCCAUAUAAACAUAUGCCAGAGAAACAAUUUGGCAAGCACACUUAAACUUGAAAGAGAUAAUGAUAGUCAUUGUUUUUACUAAUCCAACCAGAAAAAAAACUGCAAAUAAG